AUGGGAGUUCACCGCGAAUCAUCUGCCUCGAAUCUCGAGUCUGGAUAUGCUUCUGGAGCAUCAUCUCAAAGCUCCCUUCCUCAGAUCCUCCUCACAAAGCCUCACCUCAAGUUCAUCAAUUCAACACUAAACAAUCUUCAACCUUUGGAAAUUCUCCGAUGGGCUAAAAUGACCUUCCCAAACCUCUAUCAAACUACUGCUUUUGGAGUAACAGGUCUUGUUACCCUUGAUAUGUUGAGCAAGAUACAAAAGGAGACACCCGAACUACCGAGCAUCGACGCUAUCUUCCUUGAUACCUUGUAUCACUUCAACGAAACACUCGAACUGGUUGAGAAGACCAAAAAGAGAUAUCCAAAUGUCAACUUGCAUGUCUAUAAGCCAGAAGGAUGCCAAACCGUUGAAGAAUUUGAGGGAAAGCAUGGAAAGGAAUUAUGGAAGACCAAUGCUGAUCUGUACGAUUGGGUGGCCAAAGUUGAACCCGCCCAACGGGCGUACAAUGAGUUGGAUGUUGCUGCAGUAUUGACUGGCAGAAGGAGAAGUCAAGGUGCUAAGAGGGAGAGCUUGGACAUCGUCGAAGUGGAUGAGGCUGGUUUAAUUAAGAUCAACCCCUUGGCAGGAUGGAGUUUCAAGGAGGUGCAAAAUUAUAUCAAGGAGAACAACGUUCCAUACAACGACUUGUUGGAUCGCGGAUACAAGAGUGUUGGAGAUUGGCAUUCAACCGAGCCAGUAAAGGAGGGCGAGGAUGAACGUGCUGGAAGAUGGAAGGGCACUGAAAAGACCGAAUGCGGGAUUCACAACAAACGAUCAAAGUAUGCGCAGUACCUGUACGAAAUGGAACAAAAGAAACAACAAGAGGAAUUGGCCGCAGCACUAGAGAAGGUUCAGGUUGGCGAAGAGAGGAUUGAGGAUAUUGUCGUCGGAGCUUAA
Molecule: messenger RNA, 927 nt
Organism: Sclerotinia sclerotiorum 1980 UF-70
Lineage: Eukaryota; Fungi; Ascomycota; Leotiomycetes; Helotiales; Sclerotiniaceae
Exons: 1
Coding region: 1-927 (308 amino acids)
Cellular component (GO): cytoplasm
Molecular function (GO): phosphoadenylyl-sulfate reductase (thioredoxin) activity
Source: RefSeq, a predicted model, not a curated record